AAACGUUGCUCGGUUCAACAAGGAUAAUUUACUGGACGAUUCAGAUGAUGAGUUUGGAGAGAUUUUGCUAUAUUUUGCUUGCGAGGAAUAUAAUCAAUUAUAUCUAUCUAAGCAACCUUGUAGAAAUUCAGCUCUUUCAAGCCAUGAAUACGUUAUGGAAGUGUUUCACGGGCAUUGGAGUAGGUGUUAUGAUUUGUUCAGAAUGAACAAAGAUGUCUUCAAACUAUUUUGUGGUGUUCUAAAAGAAAUUUUUUUAUUGAAGAACUCACGAUAUAUGUCUGUUGAAGAACAAGUGGCUAUGUUCUUAUUUGUGAUUGGCCAUAAUGAACGACAUCGUGUGGUUGCUAAACGAUUUCAGCACUCCAUCUCAACCACAUCUCAUUAUUUUAGGAAGGUUUUGAAGGCAAUAUGUCGUCUAUCCAAAGAACUAAUUACUCCACCUUCAUUUGAUGUAACUCCUCCACAAAUUUGAUUCGAUCCAAGAUACUAUCCAUUUUUUAAGAAUUGUGUUGGAGCUAUAGAUGAGACUCAUAUUUCUGCGCAUGUUCCAAUUGAUGAACAAAUACCAUAUAGAGGUCGAAAAGUGGAUACAACUCAGAACGUUAUGUGUGUAUGUUCAUUUGACAUGAAGUUCACAUACGUUGUUCCUGGAUGGGAAGGAUCAGCUAAUGAUGCACGAAUUCUUCUAGAAUGUGCCACAAACCCAGAUUAUGGAUUUCUAAUGCCGCCCCAAGGAAAAUAUUAUCUUGUUGAUUCUGGCUAUACAAACAUGCCUGGUUUUCUUUCGCCAUACCGAGAGGAAAGGUAUCAUUUGGGCCAGUACACAGAUCUUAAUCCCAUAGGAAAAAAAGAGCUUUUCAAUUAUCGACACUCUUCCUUGAGAAAUGUCAUUGAGCAAUGUUUCGGCGUGUUGAAGGCCCAUUUUCCAAUCCUAAAGCAAAUGCCUUCAUAUGAUCUAAGAAUACAAAAGUACAUUGUCAUUGCUUGCUGUGGGAUUCAUAAUUUUAUAAGGACAAAUGCAGAAGCAGAUGUAUAUUUUGAUGGAGGUGAAGGAAAUUCUGAAGUACAGACCAUUACUUUACAAAGCACGGAUGGAACUUUGACUGAUAGUGUAGAGUUCAGUAUUUCUAGAACUCAUAUACGUGAAAUGACUCAUGUUCAUGAUGAAAUUGCUGACCAUAUAUGGAGAGCUAGUUGACGAUAGUGAGAUUGAGUAAAGACAUUAGUUGAUUGUUAUGACUCGUUUAAUAC
This is a messenger RNA of Humulus lupulus (European hop), 1251 nucleotides long. RefSeq lists its product as uncharacterized. The coding region runs from base 605 to 1198 and encodes 197 amino acids. Lineage: Eukaryota; Viridiplantae; Streptophyta; Magnoliopsida; Rosales; Cannabaceae. The record is from RefSeq and is a predicted model, not a curated record. The transcript has 3 exons.